This is a messenger RNA of Caenorhabditis bovis, 2934 nucleotides long. NCBI's taxonomy places the organism in Eukaryota, Metazoa, Nematoda, Chromadorea, Rhabditida, Rhabditidae. The record is from the annotation of a GenBank genome assembly.
AUGAACAUCAAGCUCAUCAUUUUAACGAUCUCCUUCUGGAAUCUUUUGAAUUGUUCUCUGCACCAAAUUGAGACGCCGCCGUUUCCAGUAUUCGGCCCUUGCCAGCGUCGAUGCGUCAAGCAGUUUGGUGAGCUCGUUCAAAAAACUACUAACAUUGAUACAAUCUACACUCAAGUUAACGUCUUCAAUCGAACUGAUUUCUCAUUGUGCAAACUUGGAUGCAACUCGCCAGGUUACAACGAUCUUCAUCUUCCUGCAUUCCGAUACGGCCAGUCGGCGUAUCAGGAUAUCCUGUCAAAAUCAUCAGGCACCCCUUUGCGUGUGAAUGUUGUUCGAGAUGUUCACAUUUUGUGCCUCGACACAAUCAAGAGCGCGAAUACGACGUCUCAUCGGAAUAUGACGGGAAGCGUUUUACUCCAGAUGGAUCCUUCGAUUGACAGUUUCAAUCUCGUGCAUUUCGUUGAAAUUGUGGCUCGCAAUUCCGACGAUGUCACUGACGACAACAUCUUGUUUCAAGACUGGUGCUACGCAAAUAACUGCAAUGUCACUUUCGCAAUAUCCCGGGAAAUGGAGAAUCUCCAAAUUCGCGUCCGACUAUCGACUUUUGAUGAUUAUGGACCGCUGGGAGGAGUUGUACUUUCAAAGUGGUAUAUUUUGAAUGACAUUAUUGCUCAAGCUUCAAUGGAAUUUAAACUUGUGGACUUGAAAUGGAGAGAUGAUAAAGCGGCUGCAAAGCUCGCUCUUGAUCACGGCAAUCAAGCUGUUUCAAUUCCGAAGUGUACCAUGCAAAUUUACUACAAAACUGCGCUCUCGUCUGAAUUCAAAAUCGUUCCAUUCAAACUUGAUUUCACCCAAAAAGUCCUUCUCAAACGACUGGAGUUUGGUCAAAACUACCAAGUUCAAUUGAAGCCGUCGGAUUCGGAUGAAUUGAUUGGAUCGUCGAGUUUUGAUGUUCCCGAAUGUCGUCAGAUGGUCGACGACAUGAGCAUGUGUGCCCCGCCACCGGUCACUGAAUUCUCAUCUUCGUGGAAUUCAACCGUCGGAAAUGGAUAUGCGCUUUCGUUCAAAUGGGCCUACUUGACAGAUGCUGGAAAUUCGACGCACAUCACAAUGUCCCAUUUUAUGCUGCUGCUCAACCCCUUGAUUACUCCGCGAAACGAAAAGUGCCAGAAAUUGGAGCCCAUUCGACGAGAUAUUACAUGGACCCAUCGCAAAGUGAUGUUUUUCGUGCCCGAUGCGGAAUGCAACUAUGAAGCUGAAAUAUUUGCAAUUGAUGCAAAACAAAGAAGAAGUGAAGGCAUCAAAAUCAAGAUAUCUCGAAUCAACGAACCAUCUUACAUGUCGCUACUUUUAUCCAACGAAAUUCCACUCUCCAUUUUCUUUGUGAUUUUCGUAAUUUUCAUACUUUGUAUGAUUAUUAUCACGAUUCUUGUCUACCUGAAUCGAAAGAAAGUUGUGAAGAAAAAUGUCGAGGAGUUGAAUUACGAUUCAAAUUCGAGCAGAUUGGUCUAUGCGUUUGUCGAUGCUAACAACACUUCAAGAACUGUGAUCGGUGUUCGUCCGUUGUCGUCAAUGUUUAACUCAGAGAACAUGGUUCCUCGCUUAUACGCUUACAAUGUUCAUGACAAGGUUCAACGCUGCUUCCCUCCUCAUCAUAGUGAUAUGCAUGCGUACUACCCGUAUGUUCAAAACAGCACUACUCCGAUAUCCAUUCUGAAUGGUCCAAUGGCUACCUCAACCCCUAUUCGUGACGAAGAUCACCCAUAUGAGACGAUAACCGACUUCUGCAAUGAAUCGGAUAUUAGUGAUGACGUCUUUGAGUUUCCGGAAGAAUCAUCGUCUCCUCUUUCAAUGAAUGACUCGUUCAAAGCAAUUGCUCAAUCUGCAAACAUUCCGAUGCCACCAUUUUCUCUUGCUGAAGCGCAUCCUCAAAUGAAAGCUGUUCUUGUACAUGAGCUCUCGAUAACUAAAGGUUUGGAGCAAGACGUGGAUCCAAAAUGGAAACUUGUGAAUGUCGUUGACAUUAUACGUGGAGGAUCAUUUUCAAUGAAAUUUGGCAGGAAUUAUAGCGCUGAGGUGAAACAAGCAAUGAAGCGAGAGCUCGAGAUUAUAAAAGAUUUGCCGCCGCAUUUGAAUUGUGUGAGAUUUGAUGGAUUGGCUAUCACACGAUGGGAUAAGAAUCCAUUCCAAGUCGUUGGAUUGCUCUUCGAGAAUUGCCGUGGCGGCACUCUCCGGCGCUACAUUCAUGCUGUUGGAACAGUAUUGCGUCGCAAAGCGAUCACCUCGCCAAAUGGUAAUCUGACUGAUUUGCGCUCUGAGGAAACACCAUCUCCACCUUCAUCUGGCUAUGACAGCAUGAAGCGUGAUGCAACAGCAACCCCAGACGUCAGUUUCGAACGCUCGAUGGUCUCAACGGCACUGCGAUUCUGUCAAUUCUCCGAGCAGAUUUCGGCGGCGUUGGAACACCUUCAUCGGGCUGGAAUUGUUCACACUCACGUCACUACCAGCUGCAUAUAUUUGUUCCGCGAUUAUGAUGAUCCAUUGGAUGUUCUUUGUGAUCAAAUGGUGAAACUCGGAGAUUUCGGAAACGCUGCAACAUGUGCCGAUGAAGUUGUUGUCGAUCACAAUCUUCAACCACCAGAGGUUGCGAUGGGCAAGAGAUACGAAGCGAAAGGCGAUAUUUGGCAGCUGGGAACUUGUUUAGUUGAAAUCGCUAGUCUUGGACACACAUACCAACUUCAAAAGGAGAUUCCAUUGUCUGGAGUUGACGAAUAUGACAAAAAUGCACCGAUCAUGGUCAUUCAUGAAGCAGCCAGAAAAUGUUUGAAUUCUCGAAACCGCCCAAGUGCAUCGGACCUUCGUGGUGUGUUCCAAACCGAUUCGACUCGUAACAUGGUCAACCUCGAGCAGAUUAAUCAGUCCUUGCUCGUUUGA